AACAUUUGGCAAAAAACAACCAAACAUUGUGCAACUUUUUCCGUUUCCUUCCACAUCGUUACCUUCCACAAAAAAGGUGCCGGUUAGCGUAGGAAAACGAUCCGGGUAGCUUCCGGAAUCAUAAAGAAUCAUAAUAAUAUUAUUCUUCACAAAAAAAAAAAAUCCAUCACCGGACGACGCUAAGUGUGGCUCGCAGUGUGUACUUACGGGCGCUGCUGUGCAUGAGGAACAUUGGACCGCAAGAUUGCAUCGUUAUCUAAUUUCUAGGUCGAUUCACUUUCCUCCGCUUUGUUCGUUGCAUUCUGCAUCUCGCCCUACCCUAGCACCAUUUGGUGUCAGUGAAAGAUUGCCCUGAGGAGAGUGUUGUUGUGGUUUGGUCGUUAGUGUUCCUUUCACCAAGUUCCGUCGUACAAGUGUGGAGUCUGCAGCUCCUAGGCCUUGAUUGUGAAAUAAAAAAAAAGCAGAGGCUUGAAAGGUGCAUCAUAAAUCGCAACUGUAGAGAGCUACGGCAGCUAGAAUUAUUGCUUGCAAGUAAAAGUAGUGCCCUUUCCACAGUAGGCAUGGCAACGGGUGAGAAAGAAUCCAGCGACAACAUGAUUUCCCUUGGCUGGAAAUUUUUGAACAAGGAAACGUUUGGCAAUGGUGAACGUGCCAACUAUGUGAACAGCCCGCAUGUGAUUGCGAUGGUCGGACUGCCGGCCCGCGGUAAAACGUACAUCUCAAAGAAACUGUCCCGCUACCUGAACUGGAUCGGCAUCAACACGAAGGUGUUUAAUCUGGGCGAGUAUCGACGCCAUGCAACCGAUGCCUACCGUAGCCAUGAGUUUUUCCGUCCGGAUAAUGAGGAAGCGAUGGCCAUCCGGCAGCACUGUGCCGAGCUGGCGCUGGAGGAUGUUUGCAAUUGGUUGGAAAACGGAGGAGAAGUUGCGGUAUUUGAUGCUACAAAUUCCACCCGUGACCGCCGGCAGAUGAUACGCGAAAUAGUGGUGAAAAAGAUGGGCUAUAAGCUCUUCUUCGUCGAAUCAAUCUGUGACGAUCCCAGCAUUAUCGAACAAAACAUCAUGGAAGUAAAAGUAAGUAGCCCCGACUAUCGGAACAUGAACAUGGACGAGGCGUUGUCCGAUUUCCGGCUGCGCAUCGAACACUACCAGGAACGGUACGAACCACUGAGCGAGGAGCUAGAGAAGGAUCUGUCGUACAUGAAGAUCUACAACACGGGCGAAAAGGUGGUCGUGCACAAGCACGAGGGUCACAUACAGUCGCGCAUCGUGUACUACCUGAUGAAUAUUCACAUUACCCCGAGAACGAUCUAUCUCACCAGACACGGAGAAAGUGAACACAAUCUACAGGGUCUGAUCGGUGGUGAUUCCAACCUGAGCGAACGGGGCCGUCGCUAUUCACAGGCACUCGCCAAAUACAUCGACGAACAGCAGAUCGAGGGACUGCGGGUGUGGACGUCCUGGUUGAAACGGACAAUUCAAACGGUUGCCGAUGUAAACGCACCGCAGGAACGCUGGAAGGCACUGAAUGAAAUUGAUGCAGGCAUUUGUGAAGAGAUGACGUACGAGGACAUUCAGCAGCGUUUCCCGGAAGAGUUUAAGGCGCGCGAUCAGAACAAAUUUGCCUAUCGCUAUCCACGCGGUGAAAGCUACGAAGAUUUGGUGGUACGGCUGGAACCGGUCAUGAUGGAGCUGGAACGGCAGGGCAAUGUGCUCGUCGUUUCCCAUCAGGCGGUGUUGCGAUGCGUGUUGGCAUACUUUUUGGACAAAUCUGCUGAUGAACUACCAUACUUGAAAGUGCCUCUACACACCAUCAUCAAGCUAACGCCGGUCGCGUACGGUUGCAAGGUGGAACACAUUAUGCUGCCGAUUCAUGCCGUCGAUACACAUCGCGCCAAACCGGAGGUACCGGGCCAACUCGAUGCCAAGUUUGUGGGGAAACCGAAUCCCAAUCCGGACGAGAAAAAGUAGACGAUGAUUAACUCCUCCUAUUCUCCCCAAAGAAGGAUCUCUCUCCCGCACGUUGGUUGGCAUGAUGUGAUGGCUAGUGAUGCGUUCUAGUGGCAGAUUUAAUGUUGCAUUUUUUCCGUUGAUCGAACUCGUUAACCGUUGGUUGGGAAAUGUCUCUCCAAGGGACAAUUCAAACGGAUCGAUCUUUUUGCUGUGAAAGGAAGAACCUAAAACCCUCAAUACGGGUAUUUCAACCGGCGAGACUACAAGCGCAAGACAGUUGGUGGCGUGUACGAUGUUGUAAAUAGGGAAUGCACACACACCCAUACAAAUGUUUGAUUUGUUUUAUUGUUUUAUUUUAGCAUUUUUAAUAGUUUGUGCAUUAACUUUCCACUUUUAUUAUUUAAAAAAAAACACCCAAAAAUGCAUUUGUUGUCCGAUAUACCUGUUUUUAAUUUGUUGACAUCGGUAGCGCUAGUAGCUAGCUAUCUUGAACAAGAGAUUCCUGUAAAGAUGAGCAUAACUAAAAGACAAAUGAUUUUUACUAGCACUUAGGCAUUUAAAUAUCAAACCACAAAAAAAGAAACAUUAAAACAAGAGAGAAUACGAGAGAAAACAAAUAUUAUUGUAGCUGGUCCUAUAUUUGUUGUCCAAACAGUAAGAAGAGUAUCUUGCUAGCUUUUCCAUAGCCUCUGUCUCUCUCACAUCUCUCUCACACACUCUCAUGUAAGCCGUAGGUUAGCGAAUAUAAAAAAAGCAAAUGAAAGGAUCAAAUAAUAAUAACUCCUUAAGCACCGCACGUAAAUAUAGUAAAAUGUGGAGCUCUUCUACACAGGGUCAGAAAAUAAUCGGAUAAAAACCGAGUACUAGCAUUUAACGAAGAAAAUAAAAUGAGCGAAGCAGCAGGCUAGCUCCUGCAAACGGAGAAGCAAA
Molecule: messenger RNA, 2882 nt
Organism: Anopheles stephensi (Asian malaria mosquito)
Lineage: Eukaryota; Metazoa; Arthropoda; Insecta; Diptera; Culicidae
Gene: Pfrx
Product: 6-phosphofructo-2-kinase/fructose-2,6-bisphosphatase
Exons: 8
Coding region: 561-1970 (469 amino acids)
Biological process (GO): fructose 2,6-bisphosphate metabolic process; fructose metabolic process
Cellular component (GO): cytosol
Molecular function (GO): fructose-2,6-bisphosphate 2-phosphatase activity; 6-phosphofructo-2-kinase activity; ATP binding
Source: RefSeq, a predicted model, not a curated record